GAGGCUGUGAGCGGAGCACCACGCCAGCCUUCCUGACUGCAUGCAUGUAGCCAAACCUACCUCUGUGUCUCUGUCUGCGUUUUGUUUCAGCCAUGUCCCUGGCCAAAAUCACUUUAAGACUGUUGGUGUUCGCUGCAGUCACCGUCCUGGCUGUACUGCUGCUGCAGUACUGGCUGGCCAGUAAGCAGUACGUGUUCAACAAAGAAGACGUCUCCAAAUUGGCCAAACAGUAUGCAGGUCAGGACCAUGAGCAGGCUUUCUCCAAAGUGGUUGUGGAGCUCAGGAAAAGAUAUCCUGGCCACAUCCUGCCAGACGAGGACUUGCAGUGGGUGUUUGUGAACGCUGGAGGCUGGAUGGGCUCCAUGUGUGUCCUCCAUGCCUCUCUCACAGAGUACUUGAUACUGUUUGGUACUGCGGUGGACACAGGAGGACACUCAGGUCGUUAUUGGGCUGAAAUUUCUGACACCGUUAUCUCUGGCACCUUCAGACAGUGGAAGGAGGGGACGACAAAGAGUGAAAUAUACUAUCCUGGUGACACCAUUGUACAUGCUGUAGGAGAGGCCACAUCAGUCCAGUGGAGUGCCGGGACUUGGAUGGUGGAGUACGGCAGAGGCUUCAUCCCUUCCACGCUGGGCUUUGCUCUAGCAGACACCAUUUUCAGCACCCAGGACUUCCUCACAAUGUACUACACUUUUAAUGUCUACAUGAAAGGUUUGCUGCUUGAGGCUGGCACACUACUUACAGAAGUUGGUGUUCUCUAAGGGUCUUAAAUGAUUGCACAUGGACGUUACUAUCAAAAGUUGUGCUGUGCCAUUUUCUACCCAACCGAUAAAUCUGGUAGAGGAGACACUUAUAAGUGCUGACAUUAAUAUUUUUAUAUGAAAUUGUAGACAAUCCAAAUUUAUAUCAGUACAGUUAAACAUCUUCAUUAACGUUCUUGACCCUCAGAAAGGCUAUGCACAAGAAAAUAUCCAACUGGAUUUCAGCUUAUAGUCUUAACAUUUGAGAGAGAAAUCACAAACACUCAAACACGCACUAUUCUGAAUGACACCCUACCACAUUAUCUGGAGUUUUAAGAGUGGAAUUCAGCAUCCACUCAUUAAACAUUCCUGUGAGAGCUCAGACUGCCUCCAUAGUCACAAAGACCAAAAAAAAAAUAAAAAAUUAGGAUCUGGUUUAAAGGUUAAAACCUUAAAGCUUCUUUUGCUAAAUUCAUUCAUUCACUCAUUGUUAUAAAAAUAAGGCAAUAUAUGCAACCACGUUUGGGUGUAUUCACUUCACCAACCAAUGUUUGUUUUUUACAAAAUGUACUGAUGUUCAAAGUGGUUUUUGAUCAAUGCACAUUUGCAAGCCAAGGAGAUCCUUCCCAAACAAAUAUGCAAUGCUUAAUUUGGACUGUAAAACCUACAAAAAUGUAUAUAAUGCACAGCCCAAAGCCACUAUUGUCUUAGUCGAUGCCAAUUUCCUCUUUGUAUUCAUGCAGAUUCUCUGUACAUGAGGUCCUUUGUAAAUGCAGCUUGAUUAGGAUUCAGAUUCCCUAAGCGACUCUCAGAAACCAACACCAAGAAGCAAAGAAGAGCGUUUGCUUUAAAGCUUCUCUUGGCAUUGGCCACCAUUUACCCAUUCAUAGCGAAACUGUUUGCACUAUGUCUUUUGAAGCUGGUAGAAACCUGAGAGGAUAUGCUAAUGAAAGCUCCCGUCUUGUCAGCUGUGUGAACUCUGGUGGUUUUAUUUUUCUACUAACUCGUCUCUGCAUGUGCUCAUCUUCUUGAGAGCUACAGUGUUUGGGCAGCCACCAAAUUUUUUGACUAGAUGUGUAAGGAGUUUGAUAUUUUUAUCUCUCAAAACUGUGGAGAAGAUUAAUCAAGUAAAAUUAAUGUCUUUUCAAACAGUAAAGCAAAAACUUUAUAUUGCAUACUGUAAAUACUGUGGUAGGACAUCAGAUGUGUAUUUAGAGAAAGUUGAAAGCUCCUUUAAAUGUUUGUGCAAGUCAUGUUAGGGUAAAAAACAUGAGAGAACAUGGCUACAGUCAAUGCUACAGACACAUGCAGACAGCAGGUCUGCAAGAACGUUUUGAGCUCAAAAAGACUCUAGAUUAACUUGAAUAAUAUUUGACUCUGACCAAGCUUCUUGGCUUCGGAGUCUUCAACCUCCUUUCAUGUUGUUGAAUUUUGCACUGGCCCACUGGGAGGGCUACAUCUCUACUUCCUAAUGUAAUACUGUGGAUAAAUGUGAUUGGUGUUUUAAACCUGCACAAGCAAAUCUGCUGCUGAUCAGUCUGUUUGUAUCUUGUCAUGUAAAACAGCCUUAUUUUCAGACUAAUGGCUGGACCCAUCAAGAGCUAUGUAGGGUUUCUGUUCUACUUAAAAUGUGCUGUAACUACCUUAACUGGUGUUAAUUAGCAGCAACAUCAGUAGGAGUGCCGUCUCAGAUGAAUUGUAAUACUGUACCAGAUGUGCAAUUUACUUAGGGUGAUGAAUGAAACUGACAGUGCCAAAAAAAUAAAUA
Molecule: messenger RNA, 2508 nt
Organism: Archocentrus centrarchus (flier cichlid)
Lineage: Eukaryota; Metazoa; Chordata; Actinopteri; Cichliformes; Cichlidae
Gene: sigmar1
Product: sigma non-opioid intracellular receptor 1
Exons: 5
Coding region: 93-761 (222 amino acids)
Cellular component (GO): endoplasmic reticulum
Source: RefSeq, a predicted model, not a curated record